GCGGGGCGGAGCGGGCCGGGGGCGGCGGGGGGCGCCGCGGGCCGCGCUGAGGCUGCUGUCGCUGUCCCCCGCAGGAGGGUCCGCCGGGUGCUCUUCGUGCCCUACGCCCUGCACGACCGCGACGCCUACGCCCGGAGGGCGCGGGAGAGGUUUGAGAGCCUGGGUUAUGGGCUGGACAGCAUUCAUGAAUCUUGUGAUCCAGUGGAAGCUGUAAGGAAAUCUGAAGCAAUAUUUGUAGGAGGUGGCAACACAUUCCGUCUCUUGAAAGCUCUCUACGACAACAGCUUGAUACAGGAGAUCAGGAAAAGAGUCCUUGAGGAUGGAAUUCCCUACAUGGGAUCCAGUGCAGGAACUAAUGUUGCUACCAUCAGCAUCAAUACAACCAACGACAUGCCAAUUGUUUAUCCACCUUCCCUCCAGGCCCUGGGUUUAGUUCCUUUUAACAUCAACCCCCACUACCUGGAUCCAGAUCCUAAAAGCACUCACAUGGGUGAGACAAGAGAAGAAAGAAUUCACCAGUAUCAUGAAGAACCAAACACCCCUCCAGUUCUGGGAUUGCGGGAAGGUGCAAUGCUGUUAGUGGAAGGAGACAAAGCCAUCUUGCAAGGACUGACAGGAGCACGGCUGUUUUUGAGGGGUAAGAAACCAACUGAACACGAGCCUGGAACAGAUUUCAGUUUCCUCCUGACUGACAGUAAUCUCCAAAAGCUGUAGCCUUGCCUGUACUGCAGCAAAAGUCAGCACAUGGAAAGACAAUGGGCAGCAAGUGAAGAGAUGCGUCCAGUCCAGGGGUGGGUGGAGAGACUUCACUUUACAAAUAAAGAUCUUAAAUAUGCAA
Molecule: messenger RNA, 838 nt
Organism: Dromaius novaehollandiae (emu)
Lineage: Eukaryota; Metazoa; Chordata; Aves; Casuariiformes; Dromaiidae
Product: alpha-aspartyl dipeptidase-like
Exons: 7
Coding region: 334-714 (126 amino acids)
Biological process (GO): proteolysis
Molecular function (GO): serine-type peptidase activity
Source: RefSeq, a predicted model, not a curated record